AUGUUCUCACCAUUUAUUUCUUUCUCUCCUCAACCUUGUGUCACUCUCUCUCCCCAAAAUCAUUUCUCGUUUCUUUUUUCUCUCUUCCUCGAGCUCGUUUCUUUUUUCUCUCUUCCUCGAGCUCGUUUCUUUUUUCUCUCCUCCUCGAGCUCGUUUCUUUUUCUCUCCUCCUCGAAGAAGGAAGUUUUUUUUUCUCCUCCUCGAGCUCGUUUCUUUUUUUUCUCCUCCUUUGAGCUUGAUUUUUCUUUUUUUUUUUUCUCCUCCUUUCAGAAGUUUCUUUUUUCUCUCCUCCUCGAGCUCGUUUCUUUUUUCUCUCCUCCUCGAGCUCGUUUCUUUUUUCUCUCCUCCUCGAGCUCGUUUCUUUUUUCUCUCCUCCUCGAGAAAAAGAAAAUAAUUUCUUUUUUCUCUCUUCCUCGAGCUCGUUUCUUUUUCAUUCACAUCCUUUGUUUCUUUCUUUCUUCAUCUUCAUCUUUCCUUUUUCCUCUUCUUCCCUAUUUUCUUAAUUUGUUCAAUUCCUCUUUAUUUCUUUACUUUAUAUUAAUCCUUUUCUUCUACUUUCACUUUAUUUUUCUCUCUUGCCUGUCUUCUCUUUAUUUCUUUUAUUUUGAUUUCGCCUUUUCAUUUCUCUGUUAUUUAUUUUCCUGUUUGUUUCUUUUCUUAAUUUUUCCCUAUUUUAACUUUUCAUUUGUACUUUCACUUUCAUUUUUGAUUUGCCUAAUUCACAGACUCCCACUAACUUCCCUCCCUGCCCUGAUUCAUUUCCCAACCUCUUUACCACGAGUUCAUUUACCUCAGGAGACAAGGAAUUUUCCUCUGAUUAUUUUCAAAAUGUAUGACUUUUCAAAUGAAAAAUCUAUCUAUCUAUCUAUCUAUCUAUCUAUCUAUCUAUCUAUAUAUAUAUACACAUACAAAGAGAGAGUUAUUUAA
Messenger RNA from Acanthosepion pharaonis, 927 nucleotides. NCBI's taxonomy places the organism in Eukaryota, Metazoa, Mollusca, Cephalopoda, Sepiida, Sepiidae. The record is from the annotation of a GenBank genome assembly.